Molecule: messenger RNA, 861 nt
Organism: Lodderomyces beijingensis
Lineage: Eukaryota; Fungi; Ascomycota; Pichiomycetes; Serinales; Debaryomycetaceae
Source: the annotation of a GenBank genome assembly
AUGAUACAACUAACGUCUCGUUGGUCGCUAUUAGCGAGCCGUUGUGCGCUCAAGCCGAACAUACUUGUCCUUUCUCGCGUUUCCAUUGCCGGUUUACGCUGUUGUGGUGGUGUCGGAACUCGUCAACUACACAGAUCAAGCACAUUACUGCAACACCAGGGGCAACCACCACUGCAUGAAGAACUCAAACUAGCUCACGAACGUGCGAGAGUAGACAAACUAGUCAAGGCCCGCGAAGAACGACAACGAUAUAGAAACAGAACCGCCACAUACUACGCAGCCUCGCUCGGGAUUGUGUUUUUGGCAUUGGCGUUCUCAGCAGUGCCCAUAUAUAGAGCCAUAUGCCAACGUACCGGCUGGGGAGGCAUACCCAUAACGGACAGCUCAAAGUUCACUCCCGAUAAGCUUAUCCCGGUGGAUACAAACAAGCGGAUCCGGGUGCAAUUCACAUGUCAGUCCUCAGGUAUCUUGCCCUGGAAAUUCACUCCGUUGCAACGCGAGGUCUACGUGGUGCCGGGUGAGACUGCCUUGGCGUUUUAUCGCGCUAAAAACAUGAGCAAAGAAGAUAUUAUUGGUAUGGCGACCUACUCGAUCACCCCUGAGAAUGCCGCGGCGUAUUUCAACAAGAUUCAGUGUUUCUGCUUUGAGGAACAGCGGUUGAGCGCCGGUGAAGAAGUCGAUAUGCCCGUUUUCUUCUUUAUCGAUCCCGAUUUCGCCAAGGACCCCGGCAUGAGGAACAUCGAUGACAUCGUUUUGCAUUAUUCCUUCUUCAAGGCUGCCUAUUCUGAAGGCGAGUUGGCUGCUGUGCCUGCUGCUGCUGCUCCUGUUGGAAGUGCCGAAGUCAAGGUUUCAAUUACCUAG